AUGUCCCACUUUAUGCAUAAUUUUGGUGAUAAUCAAGCGGGCUGUGUAGAUUUUUCAUUUUUUGACGACGAUUAUGAAGCGGGAAGAUCGAGUCGCCUAAACCAAGUGUAAGUAGGCAGUUGGAAGGCAAAAUGUUACUAUAAAUGCACAAAAUCCGUUAAAUGCUUGACGAUGUUUAUAUAAACGUGACCGGUUAAGGUCGAGUGGGGUUGUGCAUUUAUUACAACCGCAGAAAAAAUAACGGUUUUCAAGUUUUGGUAGUUAUCAAAACUAGUUAUAUCAAUUUAUUUAGCCAUCAAAAGUUUUUGACUUAAAUUCUACCGUCUUGAGUAUGACCCCUGCUAGCACUAGCCCCGUCCAAUAAUUUUACUAUCUUCAGAUAUUAAAAUGUAUAAUAUAUAUACGGAUAUUGUACCCUUGGAGAGGAUGUUUGAUGGCAGGAGUGUGACCUUUAUUUCGUGCACUCGCCACCGUAAUAGCUUCUGCUUCAAGCCCGGGUCGUUCAAUACACACUUAAUUAAGUCACUGCAUAGGAAUUCCUAUGGAUUGCUCCGAAUUGGGCUCGGUUGGGCUGAUGCUGGCAGGGAUCUCUCUCCCAAAGUUGGUUGUGGAAAGCACUCCGUGGAAACUGCCUUCCUUUCUGGCAGACUAACUAAGCACAAUUAUGCAUUGUAUCAUUCGAGAUUGCUUUUCGAUUACCCAUCCAUGUCACAUUUUAGACAUAGACUUGAAAGUCCAUUGAUACAUCAGUUGAUGUAUCAGAAUCCAUUCUCAUAUGAAUGCGCACUCGCUACUGUGGCAAAUGUUUUGCGUAGAACCGUUUUCUAAUUAGAAACCUCGAAAAUAGGGUGACUACACGUUUAAAGGUGUGGCGGUUUUUAAUGAGUGACAAGUUGAUCAAAAUAUUAGGUAUAACCAGGUAAAUCGCAGCGAGGUCACCGAACGAAAGAGCACUUAGGAAAUGCAUUUCCUUGUAUCCGAUAGGGCCUUUGACAUCACAGCGGGUCUUCAUAAAUACUUCUAAAAUGUUCAAGUUGCUGCUUCGUUUUAUGCGCAUUUCCGAAAUAGCAAUCAACAGUGCAAUAUUUUCACGUAUACCCCCUGGCAUUGGUAUUUUUAUAGUAGCAGCCUACAUGCUUUCAAGCUUAGACAACUUUCUUAAUAGCAUCUCACUGUUAUGGCUGGAUUUACAUAAAUUUAGGAAGCAUUAAUUUUCUUGCAACGCUGCUCGUCGUAUGCUGGCACAACUGAAUUGCGUGCAUUCUAAACGCCUAUAUACCAGCGCCACUUCUCACUCCGUUUCGUCAUAAGUUAAUAACACUCAGGUCCUUUUAGUCCUCUUUCGUCGACCUACACUUAAUUACGCUUUCUUAAACCACGAUAGACAUUUUACGUAGAGGUGCGACUGGGGUUGGCAUCGUCAUUGAUCCCAGAUGAUUUUCGAAUGAACGGUGUAUAAUUAGUCUUAUUUUGCGUACUUUUCAGUGGUAAGUAUACCAGAACCGGUUCAAAUGUCCCCUUAUUAGCUUGAUUUAUUUUUUGUUUUCGUCAUGACAAAAAAGGUCAGUUGAACACCUUUCGUAUUUCGGUAAAGAUACUUAGGACACCCCAACUUCUUACAGUAAGCGUUUACUUACCAUGUGUCUUUAAUUAGGAUGAUCUUCGACUUUCAAGACACUCUACUAUGUGAAAUUAAAACUAUUCUCUUACGGGAAGAUUUGUUUUAUGAACAAAUACUUCCAGAUGUCCUGGAAAAUCUCACAGGAAGUAGGUCCACUGAUUUUCCACAUCAUAAGAAAGUAUAGUUAGCUAAGCUCUUCUAUUUCAACGAUCUAUGUGGCCGAAUGUCGGUCGAAGUCCUCGUGGGAACUCCAAGUUUGUUUAUUUUUAGUCAUGCAAAACAUCCAGGUGCGUUAUUCGUGAACUUGAUGGAUCCUUACUAAAUAUGUAUCAUGCGUGGAACUUGCAAUCUGGCCAACGUCAAUUAAGAUGUUUUUCCAAGGCCGGCACAAUAAUUUAUAUCUGCACUGUCUCCUUUCCUCUAGUCUUGGGAUUCGGACAGUUACCCUAUUAGAAAUAUCUAUUUAACUUGUCUACCCCUUGGAAAAAGCUCACUUGGACAAAUGCAGUUGCCGGAGUUAUGGCCGGUCUUUCCUCACUUACCCUUUCGCGCCUUGCGAUCUCACCAUGUUCAACUCCUAACAAAGGAUGGAUAUCUGGAAAUGAAAGUUGGCCGCUGUGUAGGAAAACCGUUUACACACUUUUUCUACUCCUCAUUGCUGUUAGACGUGUGGGGGUUGUUAUUGAGUGUGGUUUCCAUUAAGAAAAAACUAGCAUGUAAAGUACCUGUUUUAUAAGAAAGCGAAGGAGAAAAGACUCCAUUUAACCCCUAACAAGCUUUUUCUUAACCGGUACUUCUCUGAUCAGGUCAACAACUAGUAACGUGGGAUAUUUAAUCAUUACUUUCCCUACAUUUGAUAUACUUGUUUCCUCUAAAGUGUUGAAUCAAUGGCUGAAAACUGCCACAACAAGGAGGCACAACAUCAAACCAACACACCAAAUGAACUUGAUUGUUCUCAGCCUAAUAUUUCCGCGGAUUCUGUUAAUAACCUGAAGCAUGGUGUGGAGGUCAGAUUGCCUACCCCCGAAGGUCUCAUUUCAAUCACCCGCACGGCCUCUGAGCCGACUACCAAAUACAGUGUUGACGAAGAGAGAGCUGGGGAUGAAGGUGAAGGCCUGGCCUUCAAACAAGACAAGCAGAGUGCACUAGUUUUCCCAGCCAUCGAGGAGAGAGGACACACUUCACCUUGCGGCGACAACGCUAGCUACACUGAAGAACCCCUAGAAUGUUUGAGAUCUGCCUCUACCGAUCAGUGUAGCACAGAAUCCACCCAGAUCAGAGGGUCACCGGCCUCGUUCUUGCACAAGGCACCGCAACCUCCCCGCGAAUGUGACGAUCGACAUGCCUGGGAGGAGGUAGCAGGAGGUGCAGCAAGUCAGACAAGCUUGUCAGAAGCUGGAAGAGACAUUGCCGAUGUCUCAUUUCGGCACAGUUCGACCAGUGGCACCAGGAUGCAGGAAUCGUUGGAGUCGGAGCAAAUGAGUGUCCGACAGAUAGCUCUAGCUCUCAAAGACCUGAGUAAAAGUGGAAAAUUUCGGCGUCUGCGUCCACCCUGGCGUGAUCCCAACUCGCGUCCUUUGCCUAGUGAUGAAGAUCAUUUGAUGGAGGACAUGUUGAAAGAGUACAAUGAGCAAGUGUCGAGCAACCGAAAGUCAGAUUGGCCUGCCGCUCACAUUGCUGUUCAUCGGCCUUACCAUUCUACUCUGAACAGAUGGAGACAGCAAGAACGCAUACAGUUUGAAAAUUUUGUGAGUUUCGCACCCACUUCUUUGUUAAAAACUGGAGGAAAUUUUAGUAGGCGUCUCUCCACAUUUUCCACUAAUUGAUUUGACCUUUAAAUUCGUCCCAACAACAGAUGUAACGUGACAGAAAAAGUUCCAUUUUUUUCAUAGGUUUUUUAUGGACAAAUUAGAAGUCAAAAUACUAGUGCCAGAAGUACAGGGAGAGACUUUUAUUACAAAUGAAACCAAUGGAAUUAUAGCAGAUGUGUAUUUGUAGGUUUGUUGCUGAAUUUGAUAGCACUGAAGUUCACCUUUGAGACAUUAGUGGGUGAUGGACCAAACAACUGUCCCGGCGACUUUUCCUGAGCUAGUUAUUGAUUCUCUGAUUGUCUCGACUAAAAUCGGAAAACGGGCAUCUCAAGAAAUUUAAUCUGAAAUAAAUGAAAUUCUAUGGGAACAAAAUGACCUUUAUUACGGAAAUUUUCGAGGCUGAUCUUCCAGUUCGUCGUUAGACUUUUGGGUGGGGUACAAAAACAGUUAAUUAUUUGACCAUGUCGAACAAGUGAUUUUACGGUUGGCUGGAACCUGCACCAAUGUGCGCCAAUCGCAGUUCGUCACGCCCUGAGUAUUGGCCGCGCUCGCUUCCAUUUGUCCUGAAGAAGUUUGUACGUGACAUAGGCAAAUCCGUGAACUGGCCUCAGAGACAAAAUCUCUCAGUUGCGCCGUAUGGCAGCAGAAGAACGACGAAGCACACAUUUACAGUUUAUAGCCCGUGUCUGUGUUGGGAGUACAACGAACAAUUUUCUAGAUAUUAAUACUUCUGGAAGGAAUGGGUUGGGAUAACUGACAAAAUCACAUAGAAUACAACAAAAACCUGUCCAUAAGAAGGCCGAAAUGCGGUCACAAAUCAGUUUCACAACAUUUCCCAAGUUUCCCCUUACAUCCUAAUAUACAGCAAAGGCUUUCGGGAUGUAUCCUUAAUUCAAUUAAUCCUUCUAAAAAUGGAAAUUGGCGUCAUUUUUUGAGAUAAAAAGUUAACUAGAACAACUGACGCCUUCUCUGAUCGGCCAAAACCAUGUAAACUUUCAGCCAAAACGGUACAAAUUCUUCGUCCGCAAGUUGCUUCUCCUGGAGCAUUUAAACGGUGUUCAUUAAAUAGAUACAUAUCACCGAAUGUCCAAGUUUCCUUUCGGAUAAUUAAAAAGUAGGAUAGAAGUAGUUUUCUCCAGAAAAUUUAUUUAUUUAUCCGAUACUUUACCUUCUUCCGUAGCUCACACUUUGAAACUUUAUUCGGAAUGCAAAAGUUUGUGACUUUAUAAAACCUAGAUAAACCUAGAUAGUGUACAAUACCCUUUUCUAUGCGUGCGCACGCUUAAGAGGCUGUUGCCGACGAUGUUAGCUCUUGUAUAGAGGGCAGCUUGGUUAUCUCGUCCAUCAGUACUGUUUACAUCCGAGGAUGCUUCUAGUCUGUCUGCGCAAAGAUACGACCAAUAGCUGCCUUUUUCCGUUCGAGGCGCACCACCUUAGAAGCUAGGAUUCAUGGAAAUUUCUCAUUUAAAAGUCUGUUAUCACAUAACUAUCCGAACUAGUGCCCUAGCGACAGACUCUUUUUUAUAUACAUCCUGCUCUGGGGAUCUUUUAUGCGAAUAACCACUGUGUAUUGUGUUAAAGUAGUGUGAUAGAAAAUACAUGUUGGCCAUACUUUUUAUUACGUUGACUCCACGCAUCGAAACCAGACAUCGUCUACACGCUAUAUUUGCCCAUACGGACGGCGGUUUAAUUUUCACUGAACUGCAGAACAGCAUGCCUAACGGGUUGAUUAUCAUACCAGCAUUUUGUAAAAUCGAUCGAUCGAGUACGAUCUUCGUCAGCCCUGAUUGCCUUGCACGUCGCUGUGAAACCCUCAUAAGCUCAAGUACACUUUUUUAAGGUAAUCUGUGAAUAGGAUUUACGACUACUCGAUCUUCGAAACUGAUCAGAACCACAUCCUCCUAAGAGUAGUGCGCUCGAGUUAUGUCAAGUGUGACUUGAGAACCACCUAUCGCACUCCGUCUUCCGACUUCAAUUCUGAUGUGAUGGCCAGACCAGGCCAAGACGAUUCGAUUUGGCCUUGACAUGAUAACUAAAAGACUGGUAAGAGUUGUGAUAAAAAGGAAGGGUCGUUCAGGCUCGACCUCACCCCCUUCUUAUCAUGAACAAGCGGCUAGGCCGAGUCAAACCAACUGAAGAUGAGAUCAACGCUUCCGUCUCCUGCGCGCAACAUAAGCCGAUGCGGAAUAGGCUUCAAUCGUUCGAUUUUUCAUUGCCGGGUUUGGUCUGGCGCAACAGAACCACUCAAAACAAUUUAAAAGCAUAGCGUAGGAACAUUGGCGGCCUACGUUCUUAGGUAAUCACAGUAUUUUUGAAAUAAUGAGUGUCUGGCGUGGAAUCAACUGCCAACGGAUCUUUCUGUUUAGGCUCAUUUCACCCCGAUAAAAAGGGACAUCGGCUUCACUGUGCGAGCUAAUAGCCCGGACACGUGUUUUAUCGACGUUUCUGCUGCUGUGUGAGGCAGCCUCGAGGGGUUCGUCUCUUCAAUAGAUUCCACGGUGUUUUCUACGCGGUUUCUUGUAUAAGAACUGCAGAUAUAAGCGUUAAGUUAAAGAUUUCAACAUGCUUGUUUCUUACCAUUUCGAGGUUACCCCUGAAAACUCAUGUUCCGAUGACUUAACUACAGGUCAUUCCCUUAAUAAGUUGCAAAGUUAGUGACUUAACACAAUGAAAAAUGUCGCCACCAAAGACCCUCUUGAGCGAGGAAAGACCAUCCCCGCAGCAUAUUUAAAAUUGCAAAAUCCUUGUAAUUCUCAAGUACACCGUCUGCGUUCUCAACAGCUCCCAGCAUAGGCAAACUAAUUUCGUCACGCGUUUAAGUCUGCAUAGAGCGACUAUAUGACUAAGUAUGGGUUACUCGAACUAUGAUUUAUUAAAAGUAUAAACAGACAAAGCAGCCUUCCGGUGAAAAGUUUAAGUACAGAAAAUCUUUGCAGCAUUUCUAUUGCGUUUGGGGGCUGGAGUAUAAAACUUUGAAUUAUUGGCUAUAGUAAUUUGAAGCACCUUUAGAUCAAUAGAUAAACUGUACCUCAACUUUGAGAAGGCUUUACUCUCUUCCUCAUCGUCUUCAUAAAACUACGAACAAGCCGGACCUGAAGACUGGAGUGGUUGCGCUAUUACAUACAUAACGCCCCCCUGGAGGGUGAUGGAAAUUUAUCAUGUGGGUUCGCCCGGAGCGUAAUAAAAAAUUUCCUAGUCAGAACUGGUGCUUGACAAUGACUUCACCGGAAACUUUGACAACGUUUGCAGUUUUUGAGUCACCCAUCCUCCGGUAUGAAUCUAAAACGGGCAUAGACAACAGAAUUUACUGGUAGUAACAAGUUUCGCGCCAGCUUAUCAAUUGCAACCCGUCGCUGCGUAACACAGACAACGAACAGGAAGUAUACAGCGAGCUAAAUCUGCACAGAAAAUCAGUGCAAAGUAGCAACGUCAUUGUUUAGUGUACAGUUUGGGAGGGAAAAUUGGUGUGUGUAUCGAAAGACUGAGGAUGCUUAGGGCAAGUUGGGUUUGACUGCGUCGUUCAGCUGUUUGCAUCGAUUGCGCUUUGCCCCCUGCAUUGCAGGCUGCUCCCGAGUAGCUCAAUGCCCGAGUUAUUCGUGCCCGAACAAGUACUUGGAGGGAUGCUUUGGGGUCAACGGAGUGGCCGCUCCCAGACAACGGGCACGAACGACUCUGAUGUUGCCCUCUUUGUAAGCAGACUUCAUACGGCGGGAAAAACCCGACCUAGGCAACGCGGUCAACCCAAACUUGCUCUAGUAAUUCCCAGUCCUUUGAUUUACCCCCUUUCCUCCGUAAAUUGCGUUUUUAAAUUACCACUUUAAUUACUUGGUCUGUGUACACUAAACAACAACCGUGCUGUUUUACACUGAUUUUGUACGCAAAUGCAACUUACUGUAUGCUUCUUUCUCGUUAUCUGUGUUAUGCAGCGACGGGUUACUGUUGGUAAGCUGUCGUAAAUUUUGCUGUUACCAGUAAAUUCUGCUGUCUGUAGUUGUUGUGAAAUUUGCGGUUAACUUCUACUUCUGUAAAUUCUGCUGCCUGUAGUUGUUGUGAAAUUUGCCGUUAACUUCUACAGUAGAUGUGCUAACUCAUGAAACGUCAACCAAAAUUUCGAAAUGCGUUCUCGUUUCGAAAAGAUAAAUUAAGUAGUGUUGUUAAACUAAUCACGAUGCAGCAUAAAUAUAUAAUGAUACAGUUACCUCAGGGUGUCGGCUUUCGAAAGAACUUAUUUUCGGCUGCGUGCAAGAUCUAUACUCUGCAAAAAAUGACUACUUAAGUAGCAUGCAAUUUUCUCAUUGAUUUUCGACGCCCUUGAAAAUUCAAUUAUAUUUCAUGGAAAAUAUACAUAAAAAUAUUCAUUCUUUUACUUAUUCGGUAGAAAAUCACGUCUUCUUCCAAUUUCUUACUCAAAAGAAGAGUAUAAUUCAGUUUUAAAGAAUUUUCUAAUUGUGAUAUUUUUUAAUAUCGUUAAAUGGCCGUUCGUGAAACGUCAUGUAUCCGCAUUUACGAAUGUGGCUUGUAAAGUUAACAAUAUUGCUCAAAUCCACUGCCUAAUUUUAUGAGCCUCAUAUGGUGUCCUCUCAACACCGUAGAGAAAUGCGUGGUUUUCCAUCCACGGAAAAUAUACAGCUUGUAGUUUUGAAACCCUGAAAUCAAGCGUAAUAGCAGAUCGGGUUAAAAAUUAUUCUGGAAUUAGAAAAGUUUUUUUAAAACCGAAUUAUACUCCUCUUUUGAGUAAGAAAUUGGAAGAAGACGUGAUUUUCUACCGAAUAAGUAAAAGAAUGAAUAUUUUUAUGCAUGUUUUCCAUGAAAUAUAAUUGAAUUUCCAAGGGCAUCGAAAAUCAAUGAGAAAAUUGCAUACUACUUAAGUAGUCGUUUUUUGCAGAGUAUAGAUCUUGCAUGCAGCCGAAAAUAAGUUCUUUCGAAAGCCGACACCCUGAGGUAACUGUAUCAUUAUAUAUUUAUGCUGCAUCAUGAUUAGUUUUACAACACUACUUAAUUUAUCUUUUCGAAACGAGAACGCAUUUGGAAAUUUUGGUUGACGUUUCAUGAGUUAGCACAUCUACUGUACUUCUGUUUUUGACUGUAAGCAUAAAUAAUUCAAAAAUAAUUAUUGCAACCUUCUUCUAGUCUUCAACCAUUAAUAGUUAGAUAUUUGAGGUUCACUUGUUUCCUAGUCUAAAUACGCAUUCGAAUCCUUAAACUGGAUGAGAAGUGCCCUUCAGAUCAUGCCGAUAAUUGUCUUAAGCAACAGCAAAUCAGAUUGCAAUCUGUGAACCCUAGCAAACCUCUGAUCAGCGGUAUUUGUUGCCUAUCCUGCUCUUAAGUCGGUAGCGAGAAUCCUAAAGCCUUGUCCUUCCGCCCAGAUGAUUGCUCAUCGCCUGAGGAACAUAAAGGCCAGUCGCGAAAUUUCUCGUGAGGAGUUGCUACGUCAGUACAAGCAGUACUUUAUAACUCCAGUUACUGCUCCCGCGAUCUCAUGUCUAGAAGCCGAAAUGGUGGCUCAAGGUACGGCAGUUAUCAAGUCUCGCAAUUCUUCUAGACCUCCUUCUGCCUCAGGGGUCGCUCCACACCCACGAACGGUCUUCCACAGGGGUCGGAGAUCGCAUGAAAGUUGGUCUACCUCCUGCUCAUCUGUACAAGGCCGCGUUCGGGCAAAAUCUGCCGGCGGGAAGGUUCCCAUUACACGAAAUAAACAACCACAGCACCAGACCACGCAUCAUGGACACCGAGAUCUCGCUGUUGGUGACAGCCGGUCCGUAACAACUUCCUGUUCCCCACCAGAACGUCCCUUUCGACAGCCCAAGUCGGCGCACACUACUCGCACCAUCCUUAAUCGAUCUGACAGUAUGGUUUGCCGAUCUCAGUCUUUCCAGAAGGCGCGCGAGGUGUCAAGCCAGGGCUCCAACGUCACCGCUGACGGAAAGCACUCCUCUUGUGUUGCGUCCAAAUUGAAGUAG
Messenger RNA from Spirometra erinaceieuropaei, 9392 nucleotides. The record is from the annotation of a GenBank genome assembly. NCBI's taxonomy places the organism in Eukaryota, Metazoa, Platyhelminthes, Cestoda, Diphyllobothriidea, Diphyllobothriidae.